Zingiber officinale is the source of this 1665-nucleotide messenger RNA. Its product is annotated as magnesium transporter MRS2-I-like. Gene Ontology annotation, cellular component: membrane. Gene Ontology annotation, molecular function: magnesium ion transmembrane transporter activity. Gene Ontology annotation, biological process: transmembrane transport; magnesium ion transport. NCBI's taxonomy places the organism in Eukaryota, Viridiplantae, Streptophyta, Magnoliopsida, Zingiberales, Zingiberaceae. The transcript is spliced from 12 exons. The record is from RefSeq and is a predicted model, not a curated record. Bases 149 to 1336 code for a protein of 395 amino acids.
UUGAUUAAUCGAUAAAGAAAGGGGGCUCUUUCAGUUUUAACGCUUUCCGCGAUGGUUCUCCGGCCUCCGCCUUCCCCACCUGGUAGCGCCUAACCCAGUUCCGAGUCGCCAGUUGAGACUUGAGAUGUGAGGUCCACCGACGGCGGAGAUGGCGCGGGAGGAGUUGGUGCCGGCGGCGGAGGUGCAGGCCUCUCUAAAGAAGAAGACAGCGGCGGCAAGGAGCUGGAUUCUGUUCGAUUCCCAUGGGGAAGGCACGAUCUUGGACGUCGACAAGUAUGCGAUCAUGCACCGAGUUCAGAUCCACGCGCGGGACCUUAGGAUUCUUGAUCCUCUCCUCUCGUACCCUUCUACGAUUCUGGGACGGGAGAGGGCCAUCGUUCUCAACCUGGAACAUAUAAAAGCGAUCAUCACCGCGGAAGAGGUUUUGCUUAGGGAUCCCUUUGAAGAAAAUGUUAUUCCGAUCGUGGAAGAGCUUCGUCGACAAUUACCAUCAGCAAAUUCUAUCAACCAAGCACGAGUUGAAGGGAUGGAAAACGGUGGAUUUAGUGGUCCACAUGAUAUAGAGGCCAUGGAAGAAGAUGAAUCUCCGUUUGAGUUUCGAGCUCUAGAAGUUGCUUUAGAAGCUAUUUGUAGCUACCUUGAUGCGCGCACUUCUGACCUAGAGACUGCUGCUUACCCAGCUUUAGAUGAACUCACUUCCAAGAUUAGCAGCCGUAAUUUGGAUCGUGUGCGCAAGUUAAAGAGUGCCAUGACUAGGUUGACUGCUCGGGUUCAAAAGGUAAGGGACGAACUUGAGCAGCUAUUAGAUGAUGAUGAUGAUAUGGCCGAUCUUUACUUGUCAAGAAAAUUGGCUGGACCAUCUUCCCCUAGCAGUGGUUCUGGUGUUCCUAAUUGGUUUCCUACUUCACCAACCAUUGCUUCUAAGAUAUCUAGAGCAGCAAGUAGGGCAAGUGCAGCUACUAUCCAUGGAAAUGAUAAUGACGUUGAGGAACUGGAAAUGCUACUUGAGGCAUAUUUCAUGCAAAUUGAUGGCACAUUCAAUAAGUUGACUACACUACGGGAAUAUAUUGAUGACACUGAGGACUAUAUCAAUAUUCAGCUUGACAACCACCGAAAUCAACUUAUUCAGCUAGAGUUGUUCUUGAGUUCUGGCACGGUGUGUCUCUCACUAUAUGCAUUGGUUGCUGGCGUAUUUGGAAUGAACAUUCCAUAUUCAUGGAAUGAUGGCCAUGGAUAUGUAUACAAAUGGGUUGUCAUUAUCUCUGGACUUGUAUGUAGUUUUGUGUUUAUUUUCAUUAUUGCUUAUGCUCGCUACAAAGGACUUGUUGGGUCUUGAUCCACAUUAGUGUACAAACCUCAGGAGCUACACAUCUCAAAAUAAACAUUCAGUUACAGGAAAUUGUUUUUGAAGCUGGGGAAGACAAACCACAUGAGGAUCAUCAUUGGUUUAGUGAAUCAAAGAUCUUGUCUAUAUUCCCGUACGAAUGUCCGAAGAAGCAUAGGAAAAAUAAUUUUCUUUGAGUUUGUUAGAUUGAGCUAUCAGGCUGAAGUCAUGAGCAUCAUUGUUGUCUACGAUAUUGGUACAACAUGAAAAUUGUACGGUCAAUACUCAAUACCUAUAAAUGUUUAAUCAGCAUAUAUUAUAUUUAAUGUGCCUUGGUUACA